GGUUUCCCUGUUCAGAACAGAUGGUCCUCCUCGAUGCAUGAGGUCAUUUACGAGCAGCAUUAAAGAAAAGCAUGGCGCAUGUUCCCUUUUCCUCCUUCCACCCAAAGAAAAGAAUAGACCAAAACCAUUCCCUCCUCUCUUCUGAUCCCUCCCUUCGAUUUUUCCCAAAAAUACCCCCUUCAAAACCACCACACAAACACAAAUCACACCCUUCAAUAUAUUGCACCUCUUCUGCUCCUCCUUCAUGGCCUGUCUCUAUGGCCUCACCCACCUUCUGCUUCUACACCUGACUCUCUUCCCUCCAACCCACGCUCUCUCCCCAGCAAACUCACUCAUUUUCGCCCUCAAAACCCAAGCAACCCCACAUGGGCUGUUGCCAAGAGCUUCUCCCACGGAUAAGCUCCCUUUCUACCACAACGUCACCCUCACCAUCUCGCUCGCCGUGGGCUCGCCCCCGCAACGAGUCACCAUGGUCCUCGACACCGGGAGCGAGCUCUCUUGGCUCCACUGCAAGAGAUCGCCCGACCUCAACUCCGUCUUUGACCCGGCCUCCUCGAGAACCUACUCGCCCGUCCCUUGCUCCUCACUCACUUGCCUGACCAGGACCCGGGACCUGCCCGUACCAGCCUCCUGCGACCCGAACAAGCUCUGCCACACCGCCAUCUCCUAUGCGGACGCGUCCUCUAUAGAGGGCAACCUCGCGUCCGAGACCAUAUCCGUCGGGUCGUCCUCCCGAGCCGGGUUCCUGUUCGGGUGCAUGGACUCGGGCCAGAGCAGCAACAAAGAAGAGGACUCCAAGACCACCGGGUUGAUGGGCAUGAACCGCGGGUCGCUGUCUUUCGUCACUCAAAUGGGCUUCUCCAAGUUCUCGUAUUGUAUCUCGGGCUUCGACUCGUCGGGGAUUUUGCUCUUCGGCGAAGGCCGCGACGCGAGCUUCACGUGGCUCAAGACAUUGAAUUACACUCCACUCGUCGAAAUGUCCAUUCCGUUGCCUUAUUUCGACCGGGGCGCGUACACGGUCCAACUGGAGGGAAUAAAGGUUUCAGAUAAGCUCUUGGCCCUCCCGAAAUCGGUCUUCGUGCCGGAUCACACGGGGGCGGGCCAAACGAUGAUCGAUUCGGGCACCCAAUUCACCUUCCUUCUAGGGCCAGUCUAUGCUGCGCUGAAGAACGAGUUCACACGGCAAACGGAGGGCGUCCUGCGGGCCUUGGAAGACCCGAAUUUCGUGUUUGAAGGCGCGAUGGACACGUGUUUUCUAAUCGACCCGAACCAACGGGGUCUGCCUGGUUUGCCCCGGGUAAGCUUAAUAUUUCGAGGCGCGGAAAUGAGUGUGUCGGACGAGAGGCUAUUGUAUCGGGUACCCAGUGCGACAAGGGGGAGCGAUAUGGUGUAUUGCUUCACUUUUGGGAACUCCGACUUAUUGGGAUUGGAGGCGUUCGUGAUUGGUCAUCAUCAUCAGCAGAACAAGUGGAUGGAGUUUGAUUUAGUCAAGUCAAGAGUUGGAUUGGCCGAUGUUAGGUGUGAUAUUGCCAGUCAAUGGUUAGGGAUCACUUCAUAGUCUCAAUUAUAUUGCAUAAUCAGCGGAAUAUCGAGAUUGAUAUCAAAUUGAUAUAUCAAACGAUGUGGCAAACGAUGCACGGAUAUUUGAUCAAAUGGGUCCGACUCAGAAUCCAGUAAGAAUCCGCUGCAUCACUUGGCUUGUCGAUUUUAGAAAUAAUUCUUAAUAUUUAUAGCAUUUAGUUGGAUGAUAACAGCCAGUGGUAUCUUUUUGAAUGUUGUGGGCCUUCAGUUUCCAAUCCAUGGCUCACCUUGGUGCAGUAUUAAUUGUUGCCGAUGCUAAGGUGGCCCCUUGGUCGGAGAGUCUGGGUAUGGGGAGCGCAGGAAAUUAGGUAGGAUAUCAAAAUAUAUUAUAUUAUUUCGAUUUAAAAUGGAGUGAAAAUCAUGAAUUUUUUUAAUAUGUGAUUCCCUGUCCUGAGCCUCCUGGGAGUCCGGUGGGUGUCUGAAACCCAGACAGAUUUUUUCUUUUCUCCUAUUCAUGUCUCGGGUUAAGUAGCAUUUCUGUUUUUCAAUGAAUCUGUGUCUUUCUUUUUC
This is a messenger RNA of Syzygium oleosum, 2091 nucleotides long. RefSeq names its product aspartic proteinase PCS1-like. Gene Ontology annotation, biological process: proteolysis. The record is from RefSeq and is a predicted model, not a curated record. The transcript has a single exon. Gene Ontology annotation, molecular function: aspartic-type endopeptidase activity. The coding region runs from base 245 to 1558 and encodes 437 amino acids. Lineage: Eukaryota; Viridiplantae; Streptophyta; Magnoliopsida; Myrtales; Myrtaceae.